AUGCAGCGGCUCUGUCUUCUCUUCUGUCUCCUGGUGCUGGGACGUAUACUGGAUGUGAAUGGCCACAACUACGCCCUCGACUGCUGCCUGAAGACAAGAGAUACGCCCAUCCCGUGGCGGAGAGUGCAGGAUUACCGGCUCCAGCAGGUGCAGGAUGGCUGCGACUUCCCGGCUGUCGUGUUCGUCACCGUGAAGGGCAGGCGCAUCUGUGCCCCUGUCGUAAGCCCAUGGGUGAGUCGCCUCCAAGAGAAGGUGGAUGCCAGAAAGGCCAAACUCCAGCGCAAGUAG
Molecule: messenger RNA, 288 nt
Organism: Mesitornis unicolor (brown roatelo)
Lineage: Eukaryota; Metazoa; Chordata; Aves; Mesitornithiformes; Mesitornithidae
Product: C-C motif chemokine 19-like
Exons: 4
Coding region: 1-288 (95 amino acids)
Biological process (GO): cellular response to interleukin-1; monocyte chemotaxis; chemokine-mediated signaling pathway
Cellular component (GO): extracellular region
Molecular function (GO): chemokine activity; CCR chemokine receptor binding
Source: RefSeq, a predicted model, not a curated record